AUGGGAACGUUAAUGGGUCAUAUUUUACCAGGUGCAUUUUUUAUUAUUUUUGCAAUAUGGUGGGGUUUUGCAUUAGCUGUAAAAUAUUUUCAUGUACGUCAUCCAACAAAAAAAACGUUAAAAUUUCGUUCAUCAACAACAUUUUCUUGUUUUUGUUGUCCAAAUAUACCGUUUGAAUCCUAUUUAAAAUUAGCUUUUAUAUCAAUUGGUAUUUUGGGUGAGGCAAUAACGGGUCUUAAGCAUCCGUACGAUGACACACUACAAAAACGUCAAUGGAGAUUUGUGGAAGUGAAUGCUCAACAUAUAACAAUGUUUUUUUCAUUCGGUUUUGCAUCAUUUUUCGAAAUUUUGGUACAUUCACAGCGAUAUGAUUUACCAGAAGGCAUUGAAUACGUGACAAAUAUACUUGCCUAUGCAAUUGAAGGGUUCUUAUUCAAAUUUCAUUUACAUGGUCGUGAUGAAAUUGAUAUUCAUGUUCAUACAUUAUUAGUUUAUGCAAUUAGUUUGUGUGUACUGGCUGGUAUAUGGGAAUAUUGUAGACCAAAUCAAAUAUUAGCCACAUAUGCAAGGAUUGCAUUCACAUUUUUACAAGGUACAUGGUUUUGUGAAGCUGGUUUUAUCUUAUAUCCACCAUAUGAUUCUCCAAAUUGGAAAUGGGUAGCCAGUCAUAGUCAAAUAUUAAUAAUAACAUUAACAUUUAUUUGGCAUCUUUUACUCAUUUUGAUAUUUUUACUAUUACAAACAACUGUUGUCUGGUGUAUAUUAAAACGACGUUAUAAAAAUAAUUUGAAUUACAAUUACCAAUUAUUGCAUAUGAAUGGUGCAGAUGAAACAAACAUAAAUUCAAGUAAUAAUAAUAAUAAUCAUAUACUUAAAAGUUUUAUGUCUCUGAAUAAUAAUGAUAAAACAGCGAUAAAUAUUGGUUCAUCAAUAAACGAUCUUCACCACUAUGAUAGUGAUGACAAUGAAAGUCAAUUAGAAUUUGAACAGUCUAGUUCAGUACCAAAACCUUGA
This is a messenger RNA of Didymodactylos carnosus, 1014 nucleotides long. The record is from the annotation of a GenBank genome assembly. NCBI's taxonomy places the organism in Eukaryota, Metazoa, Rotifera, Eurotatoria, Philodinida, Philodinidae.